AUGGCUUUGCUCAGACUGUCUCUUCUCCCCAAUCAUCUUCUUUGCCCAGAAACGGUACUGCAAGAAAGGGCAGCCUGCCCUUCAGAAUGCACUCUCGUGUCUGUGCCUGGUAUAACAGGUCUGCUCUCGGGCACUGGUUCUAUGUACCAGUGGGGGACUGCGAGGUACUCAGUUGUACUCUUUCGCCCCGAGGACACAGUGCUCCGGCACUACCAGCUUGCAACGGACUAUAAGCGCACGACCCCUGCCGGGCUGACCCAGACGGACUACGAGCCAUCUCCAGCUCCUCCUGGGCUGGAAUAUCUGGAUAUACAGCACCAAGGACAUAGUAUACCCAUCGGCAAUCCUCUCGGCUCGUCCCUUGGCCCUAGGACGACGGCAUUGCCGCACCUUGGGACCCAGAUCAGCACUCGAGACCAGUAUUCGACAGCCACUCCGACCUUCAAAAGGCCGACUGAGCAUUUGUCGAGAUCUCCUUCCUUUACAGCCUCUGUAAACAGACGACACCCUCUGUCGCCGACACCCAGCCCCAUCACCAAUUUUACGAAUGCCGUUAGAAUGGAUCAAUACUCUUCGAAGACCUCGGCCAGCGUGCCACCUCUGAGUUCAAUCACCACUUUGGGCAAUCUCUCGUACGCCGAUGCGUCGUCAGCGACGGGGACACUACCCGUUAAGAUAGAGAUUCAGGGCAACAUCGACAAGGGCUUCUUCCAGUCUGAUUGCGAAUGGACGUGCUACAGGCGUAAUUACUUCUCUUGUAUCUGUUCUUACAGCCUGUCACCAUACUAUCCUUCCCAGUCUUUGCAAUUUCAGCAACUCGGCUCCAAGCAGCCACUCAAUGUCUUCGGAUUUGCCAUGUCGAUUUCGGCGGUCGUUGCCGAUAAUGACAGCCACACCAUUGAACUUGUUCAGCAUACACCGAAAAGAGACAAGGGGCCUAUUGCGAAGCCUGAUAAGGUUCGUCUCCUGCCAAAACCGCUGCAGCCUGUUCACCAUCCUCUCGGGCUGUACGCACAUGAUUCCGGAAUGGGAGGACCAUCAAGAAUGGCGUAUCCGGAUGCUUUCAGCGGCGGCCAUCAUGCAGGCGAUGCAUACCAGAACGAGCAUACCUUCGAGAGAAUCCAGUUCAAGCAGGCCACGGCGAAUAAUGGGAAAAGACGAGCUGCGCAGCAGUACUACCACCUCGUCAUUGAGCUCUGGGCAGAUGUCGGCGCACAAGCAGCCGAGAAAUUCGUCAGGGUUGCUUAUCGGAAGUCAGCAAAGAUGAUCGUGCGGGGCCGGUCCCCCGGGCAUUACCAAGGAGAAAGACGUGGAAGCACGAGCAGUGGACCGGGCGGUUCUGGUGGAAGCAUGGGUGGGUUCAGUGGCGGAACGAUGAUUCCUCCCGAAUUCCCUCCUUCCGGGCCUAUUACCCAGGACCGAUGUAUGAGGGGCCGCACGGCGGACAAGGGUGGCAUCGACGUGUUCCACCCACACCGGAAUGGGCAUGACGGCGCCCUGCCCCAUAUGGCAGCCAGCCUCGAGCCACCGCAUGACAGAUUCAAGAGGGAUCCCGAGGCGGACAUCCUAUCGGGUCGAUUUAUGCCUGGGCCGCUCGCAGUCAGCAACCGCUGUAACACAUAUGAAGGCAAAAACACCUCCACAGGCUACUAUCCUACGGCAGUGCCACCAAACAACAUCAACAUUGCCAAUAUCACUUAG
Messenger RNA from Verticillium alfalfae VaMs.102, 1701 nucleotides. RefSeq lists its product as hypothetical. The transcript has 5 exons. Bases 1 to 1701 code for a protein of 566 amino acids. The record is from RefSeq and is a predicted model, not a curated record. Gene Ontology annotation, molecular function: DNA binding; DNA-binding transcription factor activity. NCBI's taxonomy places the organism in Eukaryota, Fungi, Ascomycota, Sordariomycetes, Glomerellales, Plectosphaerellaceae. Gene Ontology annotation, biological process: positive regulation of transcription by RNA polymerase II; meiotic cell cycle. Gene Ontology annotation, cellular component: nuclear chromosome.